Molecule: messenger RNA, 1437 nt
Organism: Trachemys scripta elegans
Lineage: Eukaryota; Metazoa; Chordata; Testudines; Emydidae
Gene: CHMP4C
Product: charged multivesicular body protein 4C
Exons: 5
Coding region: 194-844 (216 amino acids)
Biological process (GO): vesicle budding from membrane; late endosome to vacuole transport via multivesicular body sorting pathway
Cellular component (GO): ESCRT III complex; multivesicular body; cytoplasmic side of plasma membrane
Source: RefSeq, a predicted model, not a curated record
GAGUCUCUGGUGACACCUGGCCCAGGUGUGGGGAGCGUCACGUGGUCCCCCGCCUCCCUGCCCAGCAGCUUCCGCCUCCUCCCAGCGCUGCUCAGGCCGGUCAGUCGGGAAAUGCCCGGGCCGCUGGCGGCUCGCUGAGCGACCCCCAGGGGCUGCAGCGCCGAGCCCGGACCGUUACUGCCCCCGCGCCGUUAUGAGUAAGCUCGGCAAGCUGUUCAAGGGCGGCGGCCCCGGGCGCGCGGGCCCCACGCCCCAGGAGGCCUUAGCCCGGCUGCGGGAGACCGAGGAGAUGCUCACCAAGAAGCAGGAGUAUCUGGAGACCAGGAUCCAGAGGGAGCUGGCCGCGGCCAAGCAGCACGGCACCAGGAACAAGCGAGCUGCAUUGCAAGCCCUGAAGAGAAAAAAGAGGUAUGAGAAACAGUUGAGCCAAAUUGAUGGGACGCUCUCCACCAUUGAGUUCCAGCGGGAAGCGUUGGAAAAUUCCCACACCAACACAGAAGUGUUCAAGAAUAUGGGCUAUGCUGCACAAGCAAUGAAAAAAGUGCAUGAAAAUAUGGACCUAGACAAAAUUGAUUCUCUGAUGGACGAUAUCACUGAACAGCAAGCAGUUGCCCAGGAGAUCUCAGAAGCUAUUUCAAACCGAGUUGGGUUUGGUGAUGAGUUUGAUGAGGAUGAGUUGAUGGCGGAACUGGAGGAAUUGGAGCAAGAAGAACUGAAUAAGAAAAUGACGGAUGUCAGAUUGCCAAGUGUCCCAUCCACAUCGCUGCCUUCCCGCCCUGCAUCCUCCAGGAAGAAAGUGGAAGAUGAAGAUGAUAUGAAGCAGCUGGCGGCUUGGGCUUCGUAACAUCAGACUGCAGUGUUUAAAACAACAGGUUUCUUACAACACAGAUGUAAAGAGUUGCAAUAACGUUUUGUAUGCUUAACAAGUCAGACCCAAUUUGAUCACUUGUUUUACUUUUGGUAGGACCAAAUGAUCUUAAAAAAUAAUAAUAAUUACUUAACUUCAAUACUAUUUUUAAAUGUUUUGUUUUUUUAAAAGAGAUUUUCAGGACUUGGCCAAUCUUUUAUCAUUUUUACAGUGAAAAAUUCAGAUGGAAUUUUUUAUUAAAAAAUAGCUUUUACUGGGUGGAGCCUUACUACAGAGUAUUUUUGUGAGAGACUAAGGCCCUAUGUACACACGUGACCAAAUUCACUGCUGGAGUGAAUGUUUGAAAUGUAGUAACUUCAUAAAGGCUUACAAGCAGUAGUCAGUUUGGUUCAGAGUAUUUGAAAGCUACCAUAAGCUGCUCUGAGCACAUGGACCUAAUGGGGCUGCAUAUGGGUACAGAGAUCACCCACCCAGAGCAUCUUGCAGUAUCAGGGUGCCAAAUUGUAAGCUCCUUGGGGCAGAAUCUUCUAUGGAAGGCUUUGGGAUUUUCUGUGUUGUCUGUGUGUCUC